CGUCGUCGUUUCACUUUUAAUAAAAAAAAGAAAACAGGUUAAGGUCUUAGCCAAAAAAAGAAAGAAAUAUUAUUCAGAAAACAUCAUUUUGUGUAAGAAGAAAAUACUCCAAACAAACCACAAACACUUUUUCUUCUCCGUUUCUCUCUCUCUCUCUCUCUCUCUCUGCUUUUCGGUUCAACUUUUUCUCUCUCUCACUCUCCGGCCGAUCUCUCCCAUUCUCAAACUUUGUUUCAGAUACGGUGCCGUUCCGAUCUUCACGCAUGGUUUACUGAUUACUUCUGUACACCUCAUCUUCAUCUUCUGCCAUGGCUUGAAGUCUACUCUUCCAUUUUCCCCGGUGUUUUUGCAAGCAAUCUCUCAGCGGUGUUUUUCUUCCAAGUUUCCAGCUUUCCUUAAUAUUUUUUUUUCCCCCAAUUCUCAAUCUUCAAGCUGCUUUCUUUGAUUUGAAUUCCCUUCUUGGAUAAUCCAUUUCCCCUGACAUUAUUUAUUUGUUUAUUUAUUCAGUUUACUGUUUGGGAACCUGGAAAAAUCCUUACUUUCUUUGUAAUCUAUCCGAUCUUGAUUUUUAGUGUGUGUGAGAGAGAAAGAGAUUCAGAUCUCGAUCCACCUUAGAAUCAGAAAAAAUUUCCGGAGCUGAAUUUCUCAGCUGAAAUCUCGAAAAAAGCUCCUUUUGUUCAUUUUUUUAUUUUUUAUAAGUCCAUGAAGAACACUUACAAGUGCAAAGCUACUAUAAGUGCUGUAAUUUUAGCGUUCUUGAGCUUCUCAAUCCAUGUAGUUUUCGCCGCCAAUUACGUUCCGGCCGACGAGUACUUCCUCAACUGCGGUGGACCCAACGGCGAAACACCCGGCCAGAAAUGGACCUCCGAUAUCGCUUCGAGCUUUCUACAGAAAUCUGGGAGCUCCACGGCGGCGAAAGCUUCCACGCAAGACCCUUCAGUCUCCGAAGUCCCUUAUAUGACCGCUAGGGUUUUCAGCUCCGUCUUCACUUACAGUAUUCCGGUGGGCCCGGGCCGGAAAUUCGUUCGCCUCUACUUUUACCCGGUUUCCUACGACAACCGGAACGCCUCCAACGCAGUCUUCACCGUCACGGCUCAGUCCUACACACUUCUCAAGAAUUUCAGUGCUUUUCAAACUACACAAGCUUUGAACUACGUUUCCCUUGUGAAGGAGUAUUCAGUCUACGUAGAAGGUGAUAAAUUGGAUAUUUCUUUCAAGCCAGAAUCUAAAAUUUCCAAUUCUUAUGCUUUUGUUAAUGGGAUUGAAGUUGUGUCAAUGCCUGAUAUUUAUAGUACCACUGAUGGAACCACCAAGAUUGUGGGUCAAGAUUCACCUUUUAUUAUUGAUAACACUACUGCUCUUGAGAAUGUGUAUCGUUUAAAUGUCGGAGGAAAUGAUAUAUCGCCGGACAAAGAUACGGGGAUGUUCCGGUCGUGGUAUGAUGACACAAAUUAUAUAUAUGGAGCAGCUUUUGGUGUUCCUGAGACAGCUGAUCCAAACUUGACAAUCACCUAUCCUGAUGGUAUGCCUUCUUAUGUUGCACCGCUUGAUGUUUAUUCCACUGCCAGAUCAAUGGGGCCGAAUGCGCGGAUCAAUUUGAAUUACAAUUUGACUUGGAUUCUUUCGAUAGACUCGGGCUUUUCAUACUUGGUUAGGCUCCAUUUUUGUGAGGUUGCUUCUAACAUAACCGAUAUCAAUCAAAGAGUGUUUGAUAUCUUCCUCAAUAAUCAAACUGCACAGGAGGGGGCCGAUGUCGCAGGAUGGGCAAAUAGGCAUAACGGGGUUCCAGUAUAUAAGGAUUACGUGGUUUUUGCUCCAACUGGGGAUCCACAACAGGAUAUGUGGCUUGCAUUGCAUCCAAACACUGCUUCAAAGUCGCAGUUCUAUGAUGCCAUUUUAAAUGGAGUGGAGGUAUUCAAGCUUAAUGAUACAACUGGUAAUCUUGGAGGGCUAAAUCCUACCCCUCUUCCUGUACAGGACGAAAUUGAACCAUCAACACCUUCAUCUGGUAAUAAUAAACCAAAGAGUCAGAAAGCGAUUAUCGCUGGUGGUGUAAGUGGUGGAAUUGUUUUAGCCCUUGUUCUUGGUUUCCUUGCUAUAUUUGUGUCACGACGCCGCAGGUUAAGGAAGGACUCUAGUGGAAGUGAAGGGCCAUCCGGAUGGCUCCCACUUUCUCUAUAUGGAAAUUCACACUCUGCAGGUUCUGCCAAGACAAACACAACAGGAAGUUACGCAUCAUCCCUUCCUUCAAACCUUUGUCGCCAUUUCUCCUUUGCUGAGAUCAAGGCUGCCACCAACAACUUUGAUGAAGCCCUGCUCCUUGGGGUCGGAGGUUUUGGCAAGGUUUACAAGGGUGAAAUUGAUAAUGGAACAACCAAAGUUGCAAUUAAGCGUGGGAAUCCACUGUCUGAGCAAGGUGUGCACGAGUUCCAGACUGAGAUUGAAAUGCUCUCAAAGCUUCGUCAUCGCCAUCUUGUUUCUCUAAUUGGGUAUUGUGAAGAAAACUGUGAAAUGAUCCUUGUUUAUGAUUACAUGGCUUAUGGGACAUUGCGUGAGCAUCUUUACAAGACUCAAAAGCCCCCAUUGCCAUGGAAGCAAAGGCUUGAGAUAUGCAUUGGAGCUGCCCGUGGUUUACACUAUCUCCACACGGGUGCCAAGCACACUAUUAUCCACCGAGAUGUUAAGACAACUAACAUUCUUUUGGAUGAGAAAUUUGUGGCAAAGGUUUCAGAUUUCGGCUUGUCGAAAACAGGUCCUGCAUUGGAUCACACGCAUGUCAGCACUGUUGUGAAAGGUAGUUUUGGUUAUCUGGAUCCUGAGUAUUUCAGGCGGCAACAACUCACUGAUAAAUCCGAUGUUUACUCAUUUGGGGUUGUGCUUUUCGAGGUAUUGUGUGCUCGCCCUGCCCUGAACCCAACACUUCCAAAGGAGCAGGUGAGCUUGGCAGAGUGGGCUGCACAUUGCCACAAGAAAGGCAUCCUUGAUCAGAUCAUGGACCCUUAUUUGAAGGGGAAGAUUGCACCAGAAUGUUUCAAGAAGUUUGCUGAGACAGCAAUGAAAUGUGUCAAUGAUCAGGGCAUUGAAAGACCAUCCAUGGGAGAUGUUCUGUGGAACCUUGAGUUUGCUUUGCAGCUACAAGAGAGUGCAGAGGAGAGUGGCAAGGGCAUUGGGGGAAUGGACAUUGAGGAGGAACCAUUCAUGCCCUGUAAAGGGAAGAAGGACCCUGACAUAUCUCCGGGUUUUGAUGGUACUGUGACAGACUCGAGAAGCAGUGGUAUGAGCAUGAGCAUAGGCGGUCGGAGCCUAGCAAGCGAAGACUCCGAUGGUUUGACGCCGAGUGCUGUGUUUUCACAGAUCAUGAAUCCAAAAGGUCGUUAAGAUAACAAGUCAUUUGCGUUUGCCAUUGCCAACCUGUAAGGCGAUUUGCAAUUUCCUCUUUUGUCAAACAAAAAGAAAUCAAAUUUGGUUUUCUCAUCAUCACUAUUCAAUUACUUACUGUUCUUUUUUAUUUGAGCAUCUGAUAUGUUUUAAUCAAACUUAGUUGUAAUUUGUAUCUAAAAUUGCGCGGAAGAGUGUAAAAUAAUAUUUUUUAUUACUAUUGCUUUGGCAGAGAAA
Molecule: messenger RNA, 3615 nt
Organism: Ziziphus jujuba (common jujube)
Lineage: Eukaryota; Viridiplantae; Streptophyta; Magnoliopsida; Rosales; Rhamnaceae
Product: receptor-like protein kinase FERONIA
Exons: 1
Coding region: 703-3378 (891 amino acids)
Biological process (GO): protein phosphorylation
Molecular function (GO): protein kinase activity; ATP binding
Source: RefSeq, a predicted model, not a curated record